AUGACCGACGACAUUGAUUCCAUCGUCAAGGGGGCCCCCGUGGUCUCCCCGGCCAUCAAGGCUGCCGCCGCCGCCGCCGGUACCAGCCCAAUCCUCCACGAAGAUGUCAAGCAAGGAGACCCCUUGCACAACACCCCUAGCUCACCAUCUAUGAUCUACCUCAACCUCCUCAUCCUCGAAGCCUCCCUGCGAGCCCAAUUCCUCGAGUUGCGCGCCCGCAAGCGCCAUCAUACCUUUUUCCUCACCCUCCUCAGCGUCUGGGUCUGCUUCUUUGGCUACAAGCUGUACUUUGCGCCCCGCGAAGACGGCCAGGGUGUCGGCGGCUCCAUCUAUUGGGCCGUUGAGGGUGCCCAAAAGGUGUGUUUCAUGGGCGGCAUUAUCACCGCCGUCCUCGUCUGGGCCACCGGCAUAUGGGAGAGAGGCAUCCGCUGGCCCCGCCGCUGGUUCGCCAUCUCCAACCGCGGCUUGCGCGGCUUCAACUGCAAACUUGUGCUCAUUCGCCGACCCUGGUGGGCCGAGGCGCUCUCCUCCGUCGGCUUCUUCCUCACCUACGGACUCUUCUCCCACACUGCGAGCUCCUCCUACCGACAUGUCGACCCUUCCCUGCUGCGCGAGGUCGAAAAAGAGUUGCAACUGUCCGGCGACGGCAGCCACCCGACAUUGAUACUACCCCACCAAGACGAUGCGCGUGGCGGACACGAGGAGGAUCUUGCUCCUGGGGGCGACUACGUCAAGCUACUGCUUCUUGCAAAGCCAUUCUCUCCGACAUUCCGCGAGAACUGGGAGUUAUACAGAACGGAGUACUGGGAACGGGAAAACGAGCGCCGAGCGCUGCUUCGGGAGAAAGUAAAGGAAUACGACAUGAAAAUGGCCAAGGCCCAGCAUGGCUGGCUAUGGCGGCUGCCCUGGAAAAAGGCACAGGUUAAACGCCAAGAGACGCCCAAGGCCCUUCACAAGAGCCACAUAAGUACCGAGAAGCUGCACAAGCGCCGCAGUAGCAGUGUACGGCGCGGGUCAGUCAGCUCAACACGCAGCGGCACGCCCUCUUUUGACCUUGAUGAUGGCCACCCGACAACGCGCAGGACCGGCUCAAUCUCGAGCCUCAAUGAGAAGCGGCGAAAAAAGGCCACCAGUCUGCCCAAGUCGAGGAAGCAAGGCUCAGAGUCUCGGUCGGUUACGCCAGACCUGCCACCGUCUCCGCUGUCGGGAGACGCGUCCGUCGCGGAGAGUGGCAGAGUGCUUCGCAGUGCUAGCGGGACGCCCAGGGACAAGUCCCAGGCAAAAUGA
Messenger RNA from Cordyceps fumosorosea ARSEF 2679, 1287 nucleotides. Its product is annotated as Spo7-like protein. Gene Ontology annotation, molecular function: protein phosphatase regulator activity; phosphoprotein phosphatase activity. Bases 1 to 1287 code for a protein of 428 amino acids. Gene Ontology annotation, biological process: nuclear envelope organization. The record is from RefSeq and is a predicted model, not a curated record. Lineage: Eukaryota; Fungi; Ascomycota; Sordariomycetes; Hypocreales; Cordycipitaceae. The transcript has a single exon. Gene Ontology annotation, cellular component: Nem1-Spo7 phosphatase complex.